AGUCAGUGAUACAUCGGACACAGAACUGAUCGGCAGUGCAGUCGAGCCCAUCAAAUGCUGACAUUACAUCGACACGUGUAUAUCGCUGUAAGCUCACCUGUAGAUUCAGCCGAAUAGUUUAAAUUUCAUAAAUUCACUCGACUAUGCAAAUUCGCCGAAAAAAAAUAUAUAUCACCAACACUCAAUUACAAUCAAAUUCAACUGCCAGUUGAUGAGAAAUAAUCGUUCGAUUAUCACGUAGUAAUAUCACUAAAAAUAUCACCGAGAUUGGACCUACUUCGUUAUCAGUGGUAAUCAUCGGUGAAGAAGAGAAAAACACGUUGACCGGGUAAUAUUACCGGCAAAUGUUACUUCAAACCUGCACAAGCUGAUUAAUACAAGACUGUACGAAUUGAUUAGACAAUGGAAUUGGAAGUCUCUUCUGUUCUUCUCAUCAUCCUGAAUGUAUUACAAUACUGUAAACGAGGAAUAUUACUCUCUUAGUAUCUUUAAUUAUUUAAACGAUUACGCUUACAACUCUUAUUGGACGAGAUUUAAAAACUGAUCGUUUUAAAAAAGUGAUAAGUGAUACUGGCACAUUAAUACAUGAACCGGCUUAAACAGUGUUCGAUAAAACUCAUUACGUAUAAUUUAAUUCACUGCAAAUAAUACUGUGGGCGUUAACCAAUUAUCGGGUGGAGAUAACAGAAUAAAAUACGGAUAGAGAUGAGUAAUUAUGUCGGUAGCCGGAUUGACCGCAGCUUUUUGUAUCUGAUGGCAAUUUAUGUCAUACAUGGAAUAUUACUGCACGUUUUUCUACGACCAAUUAAUGUUAAUGGUGAUAAUAUUGAUAAGGAUUUUUUCGCACCCUCGAUAUCCAAUGAUUGGAUAAAAUUUGUGGACAAUGUGAAUACGAGUUACGUAAAUAUUGAAGCCAAUGACAAUUCUCAAGAGGGAAAAAAUUCCAACGACUUGAACAUACCUAUUAUCAAUCACCCCACGUACCAGAUGAAUCCUGGCAGGGGGAAAAUGCAAUUACUAUCACCUCAAAAGUGUUCGAGCAAAUGUUUUUUCCCGACUACAACACUAGCUUCUGUUGUUGCUGCAAUGAAAAAUAUUAGUCCAGCAACGUGGGGUAUAAUAUCUGGUUGCAUAGUUUUUCUGUUAACUUUCACAGAAAACGAUCAUGUACGAUAAAUUGUGAUAGUAAAUCAAUUUUGUACAAAGCUAUGAUAACGCUCUUCUAACGAAAAAUUUAACUGUAUCAAAUAUGAGAUUACUGAUAAAAGGAAA
Fopius arisanus is the source of this 1272-nucleotide messenger RNA. RefSeq lists its product as uncharacterized. The record is from RefSeq and is a predicted model, not a curated record. Bases 706 to 1176 code for a protein of 156 amino acids. Lineage: Eukaryota; Metazoa; Arthropoda; Insecta; Hymenoptera; Braconidae. The transcript is spliced from 2 exons.